Diplodia corticola is the source of this 1392-nucleotide messenger RNA. Its product is annotated as golgi transport complex component cog5. Gene Ontology annotation, biological process: intra-Golgi vesicle-mediated transport. NCBI's taxonomy places the organism in Eukaryota, Fungi, Ascomycota, Dothideomycetes, Botryosphaeriales, Botryosphaeriaceae. The coding region runs from base 1 to 1392 and encodes 463 amino acids. Gene Ontology annotation, cellular component: COG complex. The record is from RefSeq and is a predicted model, not a curated record. The transcript has a single exon.
AUGGCAGACGACGAGCCAUCUUACAUUGACUACGAGGCCUUCCUCGACCCGUCUUUCUCGACGACAGGGUUCGCCAACAAUCUCGUGCUCGCGACAAACAAUCCCUCCGACACACCGCUGGACCUCUCCACCCCGCUCUCGCGUGUCCUCUUCGAUGUGCAGGAGAUUGAUACACAUAUUGACACGCUAACUACCAAGUCGGCUCUGCCACUGCUCGAAUAUACGAAGGACCAUGCGGAGUCGGGAGAACGGAUACUAGGGGAGGUAGAGGUGCAGGUUGCGAGCUUGACGGAAGGAUACAAGACGCUGGAGAAAGAGGUCAUUGAGCGCUAUGAAGCUGCGGAGCAGGUGCGCCUUGCAGCGGAGCGGCUCUGUCAGACAGUCAAGAUCGGACGUGCUGUCGCACGCUGUCUGAUGUUGGGUCGUCAGCUAGAGGCCCAGCUGGUCGAGAUUGGCGGACCUGGCGCCAUUCUGGGGAAGAAGGAGGAUCACAGAGCAAUGGUCCGGUCGUCCAACACACUCGUUGCACUGCGGCAAGUGUUGCUAGCGUCCAGGCCAGGUGAGGAGGGCGAAGGGCUUGAGCGUGUCAAUGUCAUCACCACGCUAAAGAGCGACCUGCUGGGCCCGGCAGAGCGUACGCUAGUCUCCCGCUCGCAACAAAUAAUCAGGGAGUUUUCCAUGUCCUCGCUCCUUGCGUCCAAUGGCAGUUCGCAGCAGCCCAGCGCUGCGUCGACAUAUGCGCAAACCGAAGACACCAAGUCCCGUACUACAUCGGCCCUCCUGACCCUCUACCUUUUGUCACCAGCAUUGAGAAACGCAACUACAGCUACGUUUGAGCCGGCCCUCCUGGUCAGCGCUUUGCAAGAGUACCUGCAAACAGCCCUCAAGUCGUCUCUUGCGGCGCUUGCGCGGGCACUGGCAACGCUGCCGACGCUUGAACGGACGCUGCUAGAGAUAUCGGCGAGGUGUCAGAACAUUGUUGCUUUGGAGACGCUCUUGGAAUCCGUCAAGCCUCCGGCCCAUCCGCUGGUCAGUAGUCCGGGGCCAGAGAAGACGGCAAGGCCGAGAAGCGCGUCACGGCUCCCUCCACACAACUUUUUGCAGCCAUUGCUGUACUCGCUGGACACGUCCUCGCUGGCGUCGUACUUCUGGCGAUCUCUUGCGUCUGCACUGUCACCGCGGGUUCAGGAGAUCCUGAACCGCGGCGGUGUGUCAGCCAGGACGCUGCGCAGCAACAGGGACAGGGUCAGGGACGCGAUCCGAGAGUGCGUAAACCGCGGCUCCCAGCUCCCGGCAAGCGCGUUGAGUCGGAGCAAGGGGACGGCAACAGGCAAUUGGGAGCGCGAGGCAGCGGUCAUGGUCGGGUCUGUUAUUGGAGUUUUGGGGAGGUGA